Messenger RNA from Procambarus clarkii (red swamp crayfish), 2045 nucleotides. Lineage: Eukaryota; Metazoa; Arthropoda; Malacostraca; Decapoda; Cambaridae. The record is from RefSeq and is a predicted model, not a curated record.
AUACAGGCAUUUUGGGCGAGAUGACGAUAGGCUGUGGACAAGACGUUCAAGGUUAUACAAACAGCCGCCCGGGCAGGGACCCGGCAGUGUGCUUCUGGCCGCCAGGGGGAUUACACGCACGCUCUAGCUCCAAGCACAUGUGCCGCCAGUGGUGGAGGGCGACGACCACGACCUGAAGAUGUUGUUGUUGUUGUUGGGAGUGUUGGUGGUGCUCUGUGCCCUCUACCUGGCCUCCUGCAAGCCCCGGGGCUUCCCCCCAGGUCCAACGAGGCUGCCUCUGGUCGGCUACCUGCCGUUCAUGGGGAAGGAGCCGCCCCACAAGCAGUGGUGGAAGCUCUCCUCGACCUACGGCCCGGUCGUCGGUCUGUACAUGGGCAACACCCCCCUGGUGGUGGUCAAUGGCUGGCGCGCCGUCAAGGAGUCCCUCCUCAAUGAGGACCUCAAUGGGCGACCUGAUAAUAUAUUCGCUGAGAUACUGUACGAUGGCAAGCAGAGAGGAGUAAUGUUCGUGGAGAAUGACUUCUGGAAGGAACAGCGGCGGUUCACCCUCCACCAGUUCCGUAAUCUUGGGUUUGGUAAGAGGUCCCACGAGGAAGUUAUCCAGGAUGAAGCCAGAGAACUCCUCGAGGAGAUAGAGGAGACCAAAGGCAGCAUCAGACUCCAGGGUCUGGCGGGCGUGUCAGCCAUCAACAUCCUGUGGGCGCUGGUGGGCGGGACCAGGUUCAGCAGGAAGGACCCGUCCCUCUUGUACCUCGUCGACAUUCUCAACGUCUUGUUCCGUGCUGGAGAAAUCACAGGAGGCAUUGUGAAAGUGUUCAAGGGUGUGCGCCACGUCCUGCCCAGGAGCGCAGGCUUCAACACCGUCAUCAACAACAUGAAGCCCAUCCUGGAAUUUAUAACGAAGGCGCUGCAGGAACACGAGGCUACCAUCGACCCCGCCAAUCCGCGGGACUUUAUGGACCUCUACAUCAACGAAAUCAACAAGAAUAAACACAACCCAGACACCACAUUCACAAGUUUCCAACUGUACGCUUUGUGUACGGACCUGUUCAGUGCCGGGGUGGAGACUGGGUCGUCGUCCGUGGCCUUCUCGGUCCUUCUGUCCGUGCUCAAUCCCCGUGUGAUGUACAAAGUACAUAAGGAGCUGGACAGUGUCAUAGGACGCAGCCGUCUUCCCUGUAUAAGCGACCGAACCAAGUUGGUGUACACUGAGGCGACGCUGACGGAGGCUUUCCGCUUCAGGGGCGCCGCACCACUGACCGUUCCUCACAAGGCCCUCAGGGACACUAUGCUGCAGGGUCACCGUAUCCCAGCGGGAGCUACAGUGAUGAACAACCUCUACAGCAUCCACAUGGACAAGGACUACUGGGGUGACCCGGAGAUCUUUCGCCCGGAGAGAUUCAUCAACCCCGACGGGUCAUAUCGCUCAGAUGAGCGCAUGAUUCCCUUCGGCAAAGGUCGUCGAGCGUGUCUGGGAGAGUCUCUUGCUAGGAUGACAACAUACCUGCUCUUCACGGCUCUCAUGCAACGCUUUCUCUUCACCCUGGAUCCGGCUCUUCCUGUGCUGGAUACUGAGGGUAAGUAUGGAUUCACACUCGGCCCACCAGACUUCAAAGUCUUCGCCAAAGCCAGAUUCUAAAGCCAGCAAUGAAGCCUCCAGAGCUCAGAGUCUUCGUCAAAGCCAGCAAUGAAGCCUCCAGAGCUCAGAGUCUUCGUCAAAGCCAGCAAUGAAGCCUCCAGAGAUCAGAGUCUUCGUCAAAGCCAGCAAUGAAGCCUCCAGAGCUCAGAGUCUUCGUCAAAGCCAGUACCCGAGCAUCAAGAAAUCGGAGUCUUCGCCAAAUUAUGCCAGCACUCAAACUUCCAGAAAUCGGAGUAUUCACCGAAGCCAGGAACAAAAGCCUCCAGAGAUCAGGUUCUUCGCCAAAGCCAGGUUCAGAAGCUAGCACUCAAGCCACCGGAAUUCAGAAUUAUAUACUGUAUGUGGGCAAGAGACGCAAGUUUACGUUUGUAAUCCUUUUCUGAAAUAUUAAAGCAUUGAAUAAAUA